AUGGAAAAAGGAAUGCAAAAACUUUCUAUACAACAGAAUUCUUUGCAAAUUCCCUGCAGACAAGGUAUAGGAACCAUUGGUCCAAAAGUUGAGCUUCGUGCUAAUUAUGUUAAAGUUAAAGAGGUCCCAAAUUUAAAACUUCUUCAGUAUAAUUUUGAUGUCAUUACAUCUCGUGAUAGACAAGCGAAUAGAUCAGUUCGAGGAAAAGUUUUCGUUGAAAUGGUUAAACAAAAUAAAUUUGGUAAAUGUAUACCGGUAUAUGAUUGGAAUGAUUUGAUUUAUUGUUCAGCUAGAUUACCAACUAUUGGAAAAGAAGUAAUUAUUCCACCAAGUGAAGAUGGUUAUGAUAGACCUACACCAUUCACCGUAAAAGUUACCUAUCACAAAGAAAUUAAUUUACAAGUUUUAAGGGAUUAUAUUACUUCAGAGAAAGUACCGCAAGGAUCAGAUGAUUAUGUUCAAACUUGUGUUCACGCGCUUAAUGCAUACAUAAAUUACAAGGUGCGAACAAGUUUUUUAUCAGUUGGAAGAGGAAUUUAUCCCCCUAUCAAUGAGGAAAGAAGAAUUUUGUUACAAAGUGGAGAAGAAUUAAGAAAAGGAUUUUGUCAAUCUUUGAGAAUCGGAUGGAAAGAGCUUCUUGUUAACGUCGACACGUGUUCUGGCGUUUUUUUUCCACCUGGAAAUGUUGUAAAUGUUAUUGGUGGUCUCAUAAGAUACAGCGAAAGUGAUAUGAAAUUGGGACUUUAUGAUGAAGAAAGAAAUUUUUUAAAUAAGAUGUUGAAAGGAAUAAAAAUUUUCGUCCGGUAUCGUGAUGAUAAAAGGGAUAAUUUUACUAUUGAUGGCUUAACACGUGAAUCAGCAGAUACGACUACAUUUAAUGGCCAAGAUAACAAAAGUUCGACAGUUAGUCAAUACUUCCAGGAAACAUAUGGAAAAAAGCUUGAAUUUGGAAAGUUGCCUUGUAUCAUUGUUAAGAAAAAAAUUUAUCUUCCUCUAGAAGUCUGUGAAAUUAUACCAGACCAACCUUUCAGAGGUAAUAUCAGUGAGAAUGCUCGCGCCGAAAUGAUAAAACAUACAUGUGUCAAACCCGCUGAUCGUUUUAGAACCAUUGAUGAUUCAUUUCGAAAUUUCUUUCGUUAUGAUCAAAAUGAGCAUUUGAAAUCGAUUAAUAUGAAUAUUGAUAUUAAUACAAGGGUCGUAGUUGAAGGACGUCGUCUUCCUCCUGUAAAUUUGAGAUUUAUUGAAAGUAAAGGUCGGCAAGUUUCAGUUCCAGCUGAAGUACCUGUACCAGAUGCACGCUGGAAUUAUGUAAAUCGAAAAUUUCUUGAUCCCAAGACUAUAGUUAAUUGGUCCGUAUUAUUAUUGACCAAAGAUCAUCCGAGAAUUGUUGAUGAUUUUAUGCGAAAAUUUCGCGACGUUCUAAUUAAUAAGGGAAUGAAUGUUGUGGAUGUCCCAAAAGUAGUUCCUUUUUUUAGGCAAAGAAAGAUCGAGGAGGGAUUAGCUUUGGCUAUUAAAAGCGCUAGCAUAGUUAAGGAUAUGCCACGGUUGGUUAUAGUCAUAAUGUCAGAUCGAUCCUCUUUAUAUGGUGAAAUCAAACGUUAUGAAGAAGCUGGUAUGGGUGUGAUUACUCAAGUCAUAUUGUCCAAACAUUUUAAAAAGUCAAACGAGCAACUAUUUGUAAAUAUUGGCUUAAAAAUCAAUAAAAAACUUGGAGGGAACAAUUGUUCACUCUCAAAUAAACAGCAGAUGAGUUUUAUAUCUUCGGCACCGACAAUGGUGUUUGGUGCAGAUGUAUACCAUUCAGGUAAAAAUGAACAAAGUGUACCUAGCAUUGCUGCAGUUUGCGCUUCCAUGGAUCAAGAUGCUAUUGUUUAUGGUCACACGUAUAGUAUGAACAAAAAGCCACGUAAUGAAACGAUUGAAGAUUUAGAAGAAAUGGUAUCUGACCUAAUAAAAACUUUCAAGAAUAGAAAUGGUUGUUUUCCUCAAAAAAUUUUAUUCUAUCGUGAUGGAGUUAGCGAGGGGCAAUUUAAGAAAGUUUUAGAAGAAGAGGUGAAAGCAAUGAAAAAAGCUUUUGAAAAUGUUUGCGGCAAUAGAAUUCCAAAAUUGACUUUUGUUAUUGUGCAGAAAAGGCAUAACACUAGGUUUAUGCCAACUAAUACACGUGAAGCUGAUCGUCUUGGUAAUUGCAAACCAGGAACAGUUGUUGAUACAGGGGUUGUAGCGAAACAUGAAUUUGAUUUUUUCCUGCAAUCUCAUGCCAGCCUUCAAGGUACUGCGCGUUCAGCCCAUUAUCGUGUAUUGGUAGACGAAAACAAAUUUAAUGCCGAUUCCAUUCAAGAGUUAACUAAUAAGUUAUGCUAUUUGAAUGCAAGGUGCACAUCAGCUAUAUCAAUAGUAACUCCCGCAUACUAUGCGCAUCUAAUUGCAAAUCGUGCAAGACAUUGCCUCAUUAAGGAUAAACACGAUAAUUAUUUUCUUCCAGAAUUGAAUAAAAAUCGAAUAAUUUCAAUGAAUUAUGUUUAA
Messenger RNA from Funneliformis geosporum, 2526 nucleotides. The record is from the annotation of a GenBank genome assembly. NCBI's taxonomy places the organism in Eukaryota, Fungi, Glomeromycota, Glomeromycetes, Glomerales, Glomeraceae.